Molecule: messenger RNA, 6871 nt
Organism: Alosa alosa (allis shad)
Lineage: Eukaryota; Metazoa; Chordata; Actinopteri; Clupeiformes; Clupeidae
Product: metabotropic glutamate receptor 4-like
Biological process (GO): G protein-coupled glutamate receptor signaling pathway; regulation of synaptic transmission, glutamatergic
Cellular component (GO): membrane
Molecular function (GO): adenylate cyclase inhibiting G protein-coupled glutamate receptor activity
Source: RefSeq, a predicted model, not a curated record
GGCGAGGCCGCAGUGGCCGCAGCUCUUGUCAGCUACUGAUUGCACUGGCCGGCAUCCUCCUUAUCCUCUUCCCCGUGGUGGCGGUCAGCAAGGCGGCCAAGCCUCGGGCGCCGGGACACCCGCACCUCAACUCUAUCCGAAUUGACGGCGACAUCUCCCUGGGUGGCCUGUUCCCCGUACACGCCCGCGGCCACGACGGCAAGGCCUGCGGUGAGCUGAAGAAGGAGAAAGGCAUCCACCGGCUGGAGGCCAUGCUCUUCGCGCUAGACCGCAUCAACAACGACAAUGAGCUGCUGCCCAACAUCACGCUGGGCGCGCGCAUCCUGGACACGUGCUCGCGCGACACCCACGCACUGGAGCAGUCGCUCACCUUCGUGCAGGCGCUCAUCGAGAAGGACGGCACCGACGUCAAGUGCCUGAGUGGCGGCCCGCCAAUCAUCACCAAGCCCGAGCGCGUGGUGGGCGUCAUCGGGGCCUCGUCCAGCUCUGUGUCCAUCAUGGUGGCCAACAUUCUGCGUCUCUUCAAGAUUCCCCAAGUGAGCUAUGCCUCCACAGCUCCGGAGCUGAGCGACAACACUCGCUACGACUACUUCUCGCGCGUGGUGCCCCCGGACACCUAUCAGGCACAGGCCAUGGUGGACAUCGUCAAGUUCAUGCGCUGGAACUAUGUGUCCACCGUGGCCUCGGAGGGCAGCUAUGGUGAAAGCGGGGUGGACGCCUUCAUACAGAAGUCAAGAGAGGACGGAGGAGUGUGCAUCGCCCAGUCUGUGAAGAUUCCUCGGGAGCCCAAACCGGGAGAGUUCGAUAAAAUCAUAAACAGACUCAGGGACAACCCAAAUGCUCGGGUGGUCGUUUUAUUUGCAAGUGAGGAUGAUAUAAGACGACUCCUGCAAGCGGCCAAGAAUGCUAGUGGACCCGGUCACUUUAUUUGGAUAGGGUCUGACAGCUGGGGGUCAAAGAUAUCCCCGGUGUUACAUCAGGAAGAGAUGGCGGAGGGAGCCAUCACCAUUCUGCCCAAGCGUCAGCCCAUCAAAGGAUUUGAUCGCUACUUUAUCAGCCGGACGCUGGACAACAACAGAAGAAAUAUCUGGUUCGCCGAGUUCUGGGAGGAUAAUUUCCAGUGCAAACUCAGCCGGCAUGCCCUGAAGAAAGGAUCAGGCAUCAAGAAAUGCACAAAUCAUGAACGGAUUGGGAAAGACUCUAAUUACGAACAAGAGGGCAAAGUGCAGUUUGUUAUAGACGCUGUCUAUGCUAUGGCCCACGCCUUGCACAACAUGCACAAGGAUCUUUGCCCAGGGAGGGUUGGCCUCUGCCCAGCGAUGGAAUCCAUUAACGGCUCCAUGCUUCUUAAAUACAUCCGCAAAGUCAACUUCACAGGUAUUGCUGGCAUUCCUGUUGUCUUCAAUGUGAAUGGAGAUGCCCCUGGACGUUAUGAGAUCUUCCAGUAUCAGAUAAGGAAUCACACUAAAGAAUACAAAGUCAUCGGGCAUUGGAUAGACCAGCUUCAUUUAAAUGUCACAGACAUCCGAUGGCCUGGAGGUUCCCGUGAGGUCCCCACCUCUAUCUGCAGCCAGCCGUGCCGCCCGGGGGAGCGCAAGAAGUCGGUGAAGGGCAUGCCGUGCUGCUGGCACUGCGAGCGCUGCGAUGGCUAUCAGUACCUGGCCGACACACACACCUGCAAGAUGUGCCGCUUCGACCUGCGGCCCAAUGAGAACCACACGGCGUGCCAGCCCAUCCCCAUCAUCAAGCUGGAGUGGAGCUCGCCGUGGGCACUCAUCCCAGUCUUCAUCGCCAUCCUGGGCAUCUCGGCCACUUUCUUCGUGGUGGUCACCUUUGUGCGCUACAACGACACGCCCAUUGUCAAGGCGUCAGGUCGCGAGCUCAGCUACGUGCUGCUGACGGGCAUCUUCAUGUGCUACGCCACGACCUUCCUGAUGAUCUCCACGCCGGAUGUGGGCGUCUGCUCGCUCCGACGCAUCUUCCUCGGGCUGGGCAUGAGUAUCAGCUACUCGGCGCUGCUGACCAAGACCAACCGCAUCUACCGCAUCUUCGAGCAGGGCAAGAAGUCGGUGAGCGCGCCGCGCUUCAUCAGCCCGGCGUCGCAGCUCGUCAUCGCCUUCAGCCUGAUCGCCGUGCAGCUGCUGGGCGUGUGCAUCUGGUUCGGAAUGGACCCGUCGCCACUGGCCAUCAUCGACUACGAGGACCAGCGCACGGCCAACCCAGAGCUGGCGCGGGGUGUGCUCAAGUGCGACAUCUCGGACCUCUCGCUCAUCUGCCUGCUCGGCUACAGCAUGCUGCUCAUGGUCACGUGCACGGUGUACGCCAUCAAGACGCGAGGGGUGCCCGAGACUUUCAAUGAGGCCAAGCCCAUUGGCUUCACAAUGUACACCACGUGCAUCAUCUGGCUGGCAUUCAUACCCAUCUUCUUUGGGACCUCACAGUCAGCAGAAAAGCUGUACAUUCAGACGACCACGCUGACCAUCUCGGUGAGCCUCAGCGCCUCCGUGUCCCUGGGGCUGCUCUACAUGCCCAAAGUGUACGUGGUGCUCGUCCACCCGGAGCAGAACGUACCCAAGCGCAAGCGCAGCCUGAAGGCCGUGGUCACCGCCGCCGCCAUGUCCAACAAGUUCACUCCCAAGGGGGGCCUCAGACCCAACGGGGAGGCCAAGUCGGAACUCUGCGAGAGCUUGGAAACACAAGCUUUGUCUUCAAAGCAAACGUACAUCAGCUACAGUAACCAUGGCAUCUAAAAGCGACUAAGCCCCCCGCCACUCCUCCCUGUGGCCCGUUGGUCAGCUGAAGACUGGAAAUGACAACACGAGGCAGCAAAGGGUGAUGGGCAACAGGAAAUAAAAAAUGAUACAAGGAAGAAUCAAAUAAUAUUUUGGGAUCCUUUCUUUUUCCAUUUCAACUCAUACAGGCAGUGUGAGAGGGGGAACCUGCCACAGAAAUGACAGUGAAAUCUCCCCUCCCUCAGCCCAUCCUUCGCGUUUCCAAGGUAACAGUGAAGACAGUGUUUUCCUUCUGGAGUUUGUAUUGUGUCUUCAUGAUGGUUUUGUUCAAGCUUGACUUAUGUGAAGUUAUUUUUUAUAUAAAUAUUUUCAAUGUUCAUGGACUAUUAUUUAAGUUUUUGUGUCUGCAGUGGAGCAUCUCUAUAUUUAGAAUUUUAUUUUAUUUAGUUUAUUUAAAGGAAGUGCUGUCAAAGAUUAAAAGCCUAUUUGACACUCAACAAAUAUGUUUCAUGGCACCACUGCACCCCACACUCAAGAAAAUAUCCAUGAUAUUCAAAAUAUCCAUCCUUUUGAAGUUCACACACUGUAUAGGUGGCUGAUUGUAAAUGGUCCUGUCCAUUAUUUCUGGAGAGCGAAUUUGGUAUCAAUGCUGUAUUAAUAGCUAUUUGACAUCACAAAGGACAAUGAUGCUAACUAUUUGUUGAUUCACAAGCAAACAAAAGGCAAAUAUAAUAUGCAAUGUCCAAACACUCUUUCAUACACUCACACAUAAACACAGAUGCACUCACACACAUAGACACACCCACCCACAUACACACGCACUCACACACAAACAAACACAUAGACACACACCACACACACACACACACCCCCACACACACACACACACACACCUCCACACACACACACACACACACACACUACACUCUCUCUUUCAUCAACACAGGGGUAACAACUGUAGUUCCUUUUUUCAUUUGUGUCCUCCAGCUCCCCAUUAAUCUGUGAUAAUGACAACAGUGCUUGCAAAAUGGGUCCAUUAUUUACACUUGCCGGCGUAUAGGCACGGCUAGCGGUGCCUAUUUCGUCCUGGCUUGUGUUGUUAAAUUGGUUGAAAAUGGAACGUGCGUAUUCACGAGGCGUGAUUAAACCUUUCUGGCGAUUUGGUCAGGACUACUCAUCCCUCUUGUGAUAGAUGAGUAUCGUUUCCACAGUGACCAGAGUAGUGGGGGGACAAGAGGAGUAAUUAUGGGCUGUCGAUAAAAUCCUAAAUCAGAUGUUGAGAUAGAAGUGUGACCAGGUCGAUUUCAGUCAAAUUUCUGUUAAAUUGCUUGGUGUAGAAAACUGACACUGUCUAUUUUCAAAACAUAUGAAAUUUGAUGACAAUGGACAGUAUUGAACAAGGGUUUUAGGCUUGGAAUAAUUUGACGAAACAACCCUAUGAUUUAAUUUAGUUUUUUUUAUUUCAUUCUCAAAUAUGUUUUGACAAUUUGGCAAAACAGACAACCUCUCUCGACAUGACAGUGUUGUCUAAGAUAAGCUGGCAACAGAAAUGCCAUUGUGAAGCACAAUGACACACUGGAUGUUUGAAAGUAAAAAGUACAAAUCUUUUCAAAAAACAUAAACAGACAUAAUGUGUCAGCACAAGCACAGUGGGGAUAAAUCUGUAAACAAAUAUGUUUCAUGGCGCCACUGCACCCCACACGUAUACAGAACUGCCACUUAGUCCCCCUGGGGUGCAGAGUCUGUCUCAGAGGAUAAGAUCAAAGCCCUUCUUUGUUUUGAAAGUAAAAUAUGCAUGUUUAUGUGAUUAACAUUUUGCUAAAGCCCAUGUGUUCUGUUGUGCGUUCAUUAAUUUUUUAGGCAAAUGUCACAAGAGGUCUGCAGCAAGGCCAAGGCCUGUGUAUGUUGGGCAUACUGCAAAGUGAUUUCAUCUCCAUCUCAACCCCCUUUCCCAUCCUCAAAAUACACUCAGGCCUCUCACAGUUUGGCCCGUUGAAUUAUGCAUGUCAUAUAACCAUAAAGACACAUCUCUGCCACAUACCGAGGAUGCUGCCUCUGCUCGCGUUGGUAUGGGAGCUCCAUUCUCCUGAGCUCUCCAUACCUUCCUGAGUUUAGUAUGUAAUAUGAAAAAUGCAACACCUACUGUACUUCAUAGUCCUUGGAUGCAGCGGAGCCAAAAUUAGUUGUACAUCUGAGGUGGGCUAUUUCAAGGUUAUUUUAUCCAGUUAGUCAUUCAUAGUUAUAUUCCUAAAAGUGCUGUUAUUCCUGGGGAAAUCCCAAGGUUAAUAGUGUACAUAAUAAUACUAUGUUAUUAUGUGGCACAUUUUAUUUGGCACCUUGACAGUAUUUAAGUUAUUAACAUGAAUUUGUUGUUUACUAAUAAGGUAAAAAGCCACAAAAUGUUAUUUGUUCAUGGGUGAUUUAAGCCAUAUUAGGUGUCACAUAUGCAAGAUGAUUGGUGGACUGCUUGGUGAAAUAAAUACUCUGGGCUGUCUGGCUGACCACAGUCGACUGUUGCCCAAGUCAGAAGCUCAAAUGGAUGAAAACAGCAUCACAUUUAACAUCCUAUCCUAAACCUGGAGUGUAAGCUUCCCAUAAAUAGUGUUGAGAAAGUCAGUGAUCACCAAAAUAUCAUGUUUAUGGUUAAUUUAGCAACAGUUAAAAACAGUUAAAACUUGGUUAUUUUUGCAGCCAUUACCAAAGAAAUACUUUCAAAACACAUUCAUAAUUAAUUAUUAAUUAAUUAAAUUAAACUGGAGUGAUGAUUUGUUAAGGUCAAGAAAAUCUUCAUCUUCAAGAUACAUUCCAGGAGUGCUGACUUUCACUAACAGCACUGUGAUAUUUAUAAAUACUUGCGUCACUCUGAAAUCAAACGCUGUGUGACAACAUUAUAUAGUAACCAUUUGUUAUUUAAGCAUUAUCAUAGUAAAUGUUUUGUCAUAGUGGCUGUUGGCAUGACUGAGGAUCUUUCUUUGUCUGUUUGUGUGGUUGUCUCUGAUUGAGUGUCAUAUAGCAAAGCUCAUAUUUACUGUAACCACACUUUAUCUUGUGGGAUAGUGCUCAAAUAAUAACUGGUGAACACAUACAGUAGUAACAGUAAGUAAAACCAUUGACUGGCAUCUACCAACAACUGCCUUUAAACCCCAUAGCUUUACAAUUUAUCCACCAGUCAUACAAUUGCAACAUACAAUGAAAUAUAUGCAUCAGCUCUCCUCAUUGUUGUUUUCGAAGAAUUGACAUUAUGAGAAACAGUGCUCCAAACUAUAUACAACAACCCGUCUUGAUGCUUGAAGGCCAUUGUAGGACCCCAUCAAACUCUAGUCAGUUAUGUAGUUGUGCAUUUUUCCUUGAUGCCCAACCCCUCGUGGCCUCUUACCAAAAAGGACACGUCAUUUCAACCAAAAUAGUUGUCAUUUCAACCAAAACAGUUGUCAUUUCAGUCAAAUAGUUAUCUCUAUGACAAGCACAUGUAGAAAUUAUUUUUUGUUGUUCAAGGGCCAUGGCAUUAAUAUGCUCUUGAUAGUAUCUAAGGCACAACUCACUUGGAGAUGUUUAAGUCGGUAUGAUGUCACUGCACAAUACACUACAUUUAAAGGCAUUCAGUAUGUUAUACUGGACUUCGGACCAAUGCUUGUCUGCUUGUAUGAUCUCCAGAAGGAAAACCGAUAAAUAAAUCUCUAAAGAUGGUAUGUUUCAUUUUCCUUCAAUCCGUGGUUGUCAGUUCUUUGCUUCGAUAAAAAUAAAAUUAAAAAAAGGACAAGAUUAAAUAUUUUUGAAAUCUUCAGAUGAAGUAUUGUGGGAUUGUUUGUAACUGUGUAAAAUGAUUUGCUUCCUUUUUUGCUUCCCUGUCUCCUUGAUUUGGUUACCAAUGCUCCAACUGUAUGUGUUGUUAUUCAGAGUAGAGUAUGUGCUGACCCAACUAAAUGGUGAGGUAAUUUAAAAUAAGAAAAAUAAAUUGACCAUGUUUGCUAUGUGUAUUGACAAAUUUAAAACAAAAUGAAAAGUACAUAUAUAUAUAUAUAAGUAUAUAAUUGCAGUGCCUGGAUAUUUAUUAAUUAUGUAUAGAAACUUAUGAAAAUGUGUAGAGCAUGUUAAUUUUUUUUACAACAUAUUUCUAAUAAAAUGUUUUCCAGUUAAAA